ACGCCUGCGCGGGCCCGCCCGGUCCCCGCCCGGUCCGCCGCAUCCCCGCCGGCCCGGGACCCCCCAAGCCCCUCCAAGCCCCGGGCCUGGCGGCCCGUCGCGCCUCCUGGCCCCCGCGCCCGGGCCCCGGUCCCCCGGGCCAUGCGGCCUCGGCCCCGCCGGCGCCCGCCGCGCACCGGAGGAGAUGAGGCUCCGCAAUGGCACCUUCCUGACGCUGCUGCUCUUCUGCCUGUGCGCCUUCCUCUCGCUCUCCUGGUACGCAGCUCUCAGCGGCCCGAAAGGCGACGUGGUGGACAUUUAUCAGCGGGAGUUCCUGGCACUGCGGGACCGCUUGCACGCGGCUGAGCAGGAGAGCCUCAAGCGCUCCAAGGAGCUCAAUCUGGUGCUGGACGAGAUCAAGAGGGCCGUGUCAGAGAGGCAGGCUCUGCGAGACGGAGACGGAGACAGCAAUCGCACCUGGGGCCGCCUAACAGAGGACCCCCGACUGAAGCCGUGGAACGUCUCGCACAGGCACGUGCUGCACCUGCCCACUGUCUUCCACCACCUGCCGCACCUGCUGGCCAAGGAGAGCAGUCUGCAGCCCGCGGUGCGCGUGGGCCAGGGCCGCACUGGAGUGUCGGUGGUGAUGGGCAUCCCGAGCGUGCGGCGCGAGGUGCACUCGUACCUGACGGACACGCUGCACUCGCUCAUCUCCGAGCUGAGCCCGCAGGAGAAGGAGGACUCGGUCAUCGUGGUGCUGAUCGCCGAGACUGACCCACAGUACACUUCAGCAGUGACAGAGAACAUCAAGGCCUUGUUUGCCACAGAGAUCCAUUCAGGACUCCUAGAGGUCAUCUCCCCUUCCCCCCACUUCUACCCUGAUUUCUCCCGCCUCCGCGAGUCCUUUGGGGACCCCAAGGAGAGAGUCAGGUGGAGGACCAAACAGAACCUGGAUUACUGCUUCCUCAUGAUGUACGCGCAGUCCAAGGGCGCUUACUACGUGCAGCUGGAGGAUGACAUCGUGGCCAAACCUCACUACCUGAGCACCAUGAAGAACUUCGCACUCCAGCAGCCCUCGGAGGACUGGAUGAUCCUGGAGUUCUCCCAGCUGGGCUUUAUUGGGAAGAUGUUCAAGUCUCUGGACCUGAGCCUGAUCGUGGAGUUCAUCCUCAUGUUCUACCGGGACAAGCCCAUCGACUGGCUCCUGGACCACAUUCUGUGGGUGAAAGUCUGCAACCCCGAGAAGGACGCGAAGCACUGUGACCGGCAGAAGGCCAACCUGCGGAUCCGCUUCAAGCCAUCCCUCUUCCAGCACGUGGGCACGCACUCCUCGCUGGCAGGCAAGAUCCAGAAACUGAAGGACAAGGAUUUUGGGAAGCAGGCCUUGCGGAAGGAGCACGUGAACCCGCCAGCGGAGGUGAGCACGAGCCUCAAGACAUACCAGCACUUCACCCUGGAGAAAGCCUACCUGCGGGAGGACUUCUUCUGGGCCUUCACCCCCGCUGCAGGGGACUUCAUCCGCUUCCGCUUCUUCCAGCCGCUGCGCCUGGAGCGGUUCUUCUUCCGCAGUGGGAACAUUGAGCACCCAGAGGACAAGCUCUUCAACACUUCUGUGGAGGUGCUGCCCUUUGAUAACCCCCAGUCGGACAAGGAAGCCCUGCAGGAGGGCCGCUCAGCCACUCUCCGGUACCCUCGGAGCCCUGACGGCUACCUCCAGAUCGGCUCCUUCUACAAGGGUGUGGCAGAGGGUGAGGUGGACCCUGCCUUUGGUCCCCUGGAAGCCCUGCGCCUCUCCAUCCAGACUGACUCGCCGGUGUGGGUCAUUUUGAGCGAGAUUUUCCUGAAAAAGGCUGACUAAGGGAGGUCUUCUGAGGGUGCACUGAGGAUCGAUCAGCCUGGAGCCCACAUUUCCAGGGAUGCCGUCGCCGCUGCCCCCGAGGGCCAGGCACACCGCCCAGGCCGCAGGACUGUGCCUGGAGUGGGCUUGGGCCAGCCUGGGGUCCUGCUGGCCCGGAGGCCCCAGGAGCUGGUGCUGCCCAGCCCGCCAGGCCGAGGGAGGAGGCAGGCAGCCCCCACACUGUGCCUGAGGCCGGCCCAUGCCACCCGGAGCCAUUCACACCUGGCUGGCUCCCGUCAGGCCGUUUUAGAAGAGCUUUUUCUUGGGCGCCCACUGUCUCCGCGGAAACACUGGAAUGCAUAUACUACUUUAUGUGCUGUGUUUUUUAUUCUUGGAUACAUUUGAUUUUUUCACGUAAGUCCACAUAUACUUCUUAAGAGCGUGACUUGUAAUAAAGGGUUAAUGAAG
This is a messenger RNA of Microcebus murinus (gray mouse lemur), 2284 nucleotides long. It is a transcript of the gene MGAT4B, whose product is annotated as alpha-1,3-mannosyl-glycoprotein 4-beta-N-acetylglucosaminyltransferase B. Gene Ontology annotation, biological process: protein N-linked glycosylation. Gene Ontology annotation, molecular function: acetylglucosaminyltransferase activity. The record is from RefSeq and is a predicted model, not a curated record. Gene Ontology annotation, cellular component: Golgi stack; endoplasmic reticulum-Golgi intermediate compartment; endoplasmic reticulum. Lineage: Eukaryota; Metazoa; Chordata; Mammalia; Primates; Cheirogaleidae.